AUGGCCUUCAUUCCCCAAGACGUCGCGGCCGGGGAGCCCGACCCGGAUGCCAAAAGCUUGUAUUUCCAUCCCAUCGCCGAAAAGCGACUAGAGGCCGCGGUCCGCCACUUCAUCGACCCAUCACGAAAGCUCAUAAAGCGAAUUACCGACGAGGAAAAGCACAAUCUGCGACCCCGAACCAAUAAACCGGCACCGUCUACCUGGCGCGAUACAGACGACAGUGAGGAUUACGUUCCCGCGGGAACGAGAUCGAAGCGGAAGCGCCAGGAGACAUCGACAUCGGACAACGAGACCGGCCGUGCGAAGAGACGAUUGAGAUCUGCUGGGUUGGAUCCUAAGGAACUUGUGAUGGCAGGUAAAGCUGCCAGCGAGGGAUUCAACGAUGCGAAGAUGGCGGCGGAUCACAAGGAAAUUGCGGACCAGGGCCAAGUUCCUGUCGACGCACCUCAGGACGUUGAUCCUCGGCCCGAUGAGGAGCGACUCGCGGCCAACAAGAGGGCUGACAGCGAGGAUCUUGUCGAUACAAACGCGGGUACUAUGGAAAUCGAUGCCACUGAGGGCGCUGCAGAAUCUGCUGCGUUAGAGCCGAAUGAACCAGCGACAAAAGAGGUAGUUUCUGAGCUGGACGUAGAGAAGAUGGAUGUCAAUGCUACAAGCCAGGGCCAGGGUUCUGCGGAUCAGUCUCAGGUUGAGGUCCGUCUACCAGGUGGCGAGGAAAGCUCGGGAGGGGAGCAGUUGCAGACUGAUGAUCAGGACUCUGACGAGGCUUCCAUGAAAAUCACCGUGAGCGCAGGAUUCAUGGCUGCCUUACGUCCGCUUGAAGAGGCCGACGACCUCAUGGAUGACCUCGAUAUAUUUUCUGCAGCCGACAAACUGCUGGCCGAGUUCACAGUACAGGCUGGGCUUGAUGGCCUGCAAAGUGACAGCGAAGCUGGUCGAAAGGUCGAGGAGUUGGAUGGAGACGAUGUCAAGACUAAGAAGCAUCCCAAAGACAGUGCCAUUGAAGGACGGUUAAAAGCGAACAAUCUCUCGGCUACGCCCGAAUCCCACGGAAAAGACGCGUCAGAGGAUGCUGAACAGGACGCGAGCGUGAAAGACUCCGCUGGCCAGCCGCAGGUUUAUGAGCCUGAAGUGCAGCCAUUAAAUGGUGGUGCUAAGAAGCCUGGCGAUGAUGGGAAUUCGAAUGGGAAACCUGACGAUACGAGCACAGUCCAAACACCUACAGAGGAAGCCACCGGACAGUCAAUUGACUCUCCGAGGGUCGCAGAGCCUGGUGGAGAGAGCUCGAAUGUAGCAGAUACUCCAAACACUGUCAAGGCUCUUCAGAACACCGGGUUGGAAGUCACCAACACGGCUCUCGCGAGUGCCAGUGGGGCGGACGCAGAACAGUCGACAAAGAAGACUGAGACGGUCCAACUGAACACUACAACCGUAUCUUCUGCAUCGUGCUCAUGGUGCAAAGACUUUGCGUACGGCCUCGUGGGCUUCGAUAGUGGCCAAGAAGGGCAGAUGUGCGAGACCUGCGCAAAGGAACGUGACACCAUCACGAAGUGCCCAGGUCAUCAGACCGCUCCUCUGGAGGACCUCUACCCGCAAACAUUCGACUUCAAAGCAGCAUACGACACCUUAAUCCCUGAUCCCGUCCUCGGCGAGCGGGUCGAAAGAAAUAAAUGGUGCAGUGUCUGCCCGACACCUGCGUUUUUCCGUUGCUCAACGCCGAUCCAAGAUGGAAAGUCUGCGAAGACAGUCUCCGGGUGCGGGCUCUUGCUAUGCGAGUCUUGCAAUAUUGUCAUUGAGGUGGUUAAGACUAUUUCUUUGGUAGCCGCCAAGAAUCUGGAGGACGAUCUUAUUGGAAAUCGAGCGGACUAUCCGCCCUGUUUGCUGCCUCGACUUCUUCCCACUGUGCUACCUAGAGCUGCCACGCGCGCGGCUCGCUUCACGACGUCUUCCACAAAGCGCCGCAAGGUAGCGGAGCCUCGCAGACCAGGAGCCCUCCCGGGUUUGUCGUCUGCCUCGCAGGCCGGAAGACGUCACGCAUCCUCUUCCUCUCGCUCACCGUCGAGACCUCGUGCUUCUCCCACCUCCGCCUCGAACCGCAGUCACACCUCCUCACCGUCCCCGCCGCCUCGCUAUAUCCCCGCCCAUCUGCAAGACGAAGUGUUGGGGACCCGACCCCAAGCCAACACCGCUCGCUUACCGACCCCGGAUUCCCCCACGAGCACCGUCGACUAUCCUUCGGCUGCCUGUGCGGGCCUCAGCAUCGUUAGCGAUCCUGCGACCGAUAUGUCAGGCUCGGAAAAGAGAGAUGACAGCGUCCCGCCGACCGGGCGCGAAGCCUCGCCAAGUGCGAAGCGGGCUGCGCCCGAGGCUGAGCAGGAUGUCGAAAUGAGCGUCGACCGAGAAACGCAAUCGCGUUCCGACAACCCCGACCAGAUGGACACGACGGGCUCUGAUGAAUCUACCGGAAACGAUGGAAACUCGCCGUCCGACAACGCCUACCAAACGCCGUCCAGCAUGUCGACCUACACUGCGCCCGUUGCCGAAACGCAAGAGAACACCAAGACCGAAGCCUCUGUAUCGCCUGACGAGCGCCCCUCUUACGAUGACCAGGUCGCCCAGGUAACGCGCUUCAUGAUGCUGCCGCUGCAGGAAGACCAGAAGGGAUUUGUGGUUUCGAUGACCUGGAUGAAGCGUGUUCUUGCACGGAGUUCCACCCACGCAGACAAGAUAGACAAGACUGCCACGGAGGGCGAGAUUGGUCCAGUCGACAACUCGGAUCUUGUACUUGUUACUGACCCCGUCAACACGGGGCUCAAGGAUGAGCGCGGCGAGCCGUUCAUCCCCUUGCGUCCGGGACUGACGUAUCAAGAAGACUAUGAAGUUGUGCCUCAGGAAGGCUGGGAUCUCAUUAUGGAGUGGUACGGCCUUGCAGAGCAGUCGCCAGCGAUCGUUCGCUAUGUCCACAACACCAGCCCGUUCGGCGCUCUGGAGGAGAACCUCCAAUACGAAAUCAACCCCCCGGUCUACACUGUCCUGAAACUCGCCAACCCACAGUCGGGAACUACUCCGGAGACCUUGCGAGACAAAGCGAAGUUGCCCGUCAAGACUUUGGCCAGCCGGCACGACAAUUUUCAGAACUGGCUACGGAAGACAAAACAGUCGGUCAGCAUUGAUACUUCGCAGAAGGUUCGUGUUUGGAGAGUCUUGGGUGGCCUGGGCAGUGCCGCUGCGUCGGCCAACGUCACCCCAGCUGUGUCUCGCAGCGCAUCCCCAGCCCCUUUCUCUCCCCUUGUUUCCAACGCAGGCAGCAGUUAUGUCCUUGACCUGAAUACAUUCCUCUCCCUUUCAGAAGGGACCCAAAGAGAGCUACUGGAUGUUCAAGAUCAGACAGGCAAUUCCAACUAUAAUGGUAAGAGGACGCUCGACGACGCAGGCCUAGGCGAACCGAGCGUCAUCGUUCUCGAAGAGAGCGUGCCUGUCUCCGGUAGCAAGCCGCAAUGGGUAUCCGAACUGUCCCAGCAAGCUAUGAACCGCCUCGGCGUGCCGUCCGGUAAUACAAAGCCAAGCAAGCUGAAGAAUAAGAGCCCGGCAACCAGCGGACGCUCGUCUCCGGCACCAGAGCCCAUUCGGAAGACCCGUAAAGACGGCAAGCCCCGCGGCAACACCGGUCUCAGCAACUUGGGUAAUACCUGCUACAUGAACUCGGCUCUGCAGUGUGUCCGUAGCGUAGAAGAGCUGACUUAUUACUUCCUCAACGAUGUGUAUAAGAAGGAUCUCAACCCCAGCAAUCCUCUAGCUCACAACGGCGAGGUUGCCAAGGCGUACGCGAACUUGCUGCGAAACAUCUACGAUGAAGCCGGCCCGGGGUCCUUUGCGCCGAGACAGCUAAAGAACACCAUCGGCCGGUAUGGUCCGGCGUUCUCCGGCUACGGCCAACAGGACUCGCAGGAGUUCCUUUUGUUUCUGCUUGACGGACUGCAGGAGGACUUGAACAGGAUCCAGAAGAAGCCGUAUAUUGAGAAGCCCGAUUCCACGGAUGAGAUGGUCCACAACAAGCAAGCGCUCAACGAGUUCGCCGACAAGUGUUGGGACAUUUACAAGGCGCGCAACGAUUCGGUCGUGACUGAUCUGUUCGCCGGUAUGUACAAAUCGACACUUGUCUGCCCGGAAUGCGACAAAGUUAGUAUCAUUUUCGAUCCCUUCAACAACCUCACGCUCCAGCUGCCUAUUGAGAAUCUGUGGAGCAAGAGUAUCUUCUACUUCCCCCUCCACCAGAAACCGAUCAUAAUCGACGUCGAAAUCGAUAAGAACUCCAGCAUCAAGGCGCUGAAGGAGCUGAUCGCCAAAAAGGUGGACUCUGAACCGGAGCGAAUGAUUGUGUCGGAGAUCUACAAAUGUAAAUUCUUCAGGAUGUUCGACAAUACCGGCUCGAUCGCUGAUUGGAACAUUGGUGAAAACGAUGAUAUCGGCAUCUUCGAGCUGGAGUCGGUGCCAACGAAUUACAACCCCGACAAGCCAACCAAUCGUGGCUACUUCUCCCGUGCGAGCUACGAAGAGUUAUAUACCUUGGACUCGCCCAAGGCUGACCGGAUGGUCAUCCCCAUUUUCAACCGCCAUGACGACAAGAGAGGAUUCCGCACCUCGCGUCAGUUCUUCGGCGUGCCUCUGUAUGUCGUCAUUAACCGGGAGGAGUUGACGGAUUACGACGCCAUUCUGCGCAAGAUCCUCGCUGAAGUUGCCACAAUGACGACGAGGGACUUCCUCAACGAGCAGACUCCGGAUGAGCAGCGAGAUGCUGCAGAAGAUUCAGACACUGUUAUCAUGAAUGAAGACGACGCAGAGUCUGGCGACUCCAAGAUCAAGACGGCGUCUGUUGAUGGCGAGGAAGGCAUGGUGGAUGUUUCCAUGCGUGAUGCCGCCGACCAAACAGACGCUGAAGAGUCUACUCCAGCCUUCGAGAGCUCGAUUCCCGCACGAUUCCAUAGUCUUUUUGACAUCAAGACUGCGCGAACGACCGAUGCCGUUCCUACUGGUCAUACGUCCAUAGAUGAGCACAAAGAAUAUAACUUGAUGAAGUCUCGGAUCCAGAAGCCCACCGUCACAACGGAGGCGGAGAAGGAUGAUGAAACCAAAGAAGAAGACGAAGAAUCAGACGACGAAAUUGACAUGCUGACUGAGCGUACGACCACGCCGAAGCCGAAACCUCAACGACCCCUGAUCAACCCUGGCGAAGCCAUCGUGCUGGACUGGGCGGAAGAGGCUUAUGAUGCACUAUUCACUGGUAACCUUAGAGAUCCCCAUGGCCCUCGAGGUGCAGCCACCUGGACAGAAAUCGAGCGCAUGCCGGACCAAGAGCUGCAAGCCAAACGCAAUCUGCGAAAACAGCGGAAGAAGAAGGGAGUCACUCUCGAUGAGUGUCUGGAUGAGUUCAACAAGGAGGAGGUUCUCUCGGAGAAUGACGCCUGGUACUGCCCGCGGUGUAAAGAGCACCGACGUGCCAGCAAGAAGUUCGAGCUGUGGAAGACUCCAGAUAUCCUCGUCAUGCAUCUUAAGAGAUUCAGCGCUAGCCGUGGGUUCCGCGACAAGCUAGAUGUCAUGGUUGACUUCCCUGUCGAGGGUCUGGACCUGACCCACCGAGUGGAAGCCCCUGAAGAGGGAAAGAGCUACAUUUAUGACCUCUUCGCUGUGGACAACCACUAUGGCGGUCUCGGCGGAGGUCAUUACACGGCGUACGCGAAGAACUUUAUGACUGGCCAGUGGAACGAAUACAACGACUCAUCGGUUUCACGACCAAUCGAUCCCCAGAAUGCUGUCACAUCAUCAGCGUAUCUGCUCUUCUACCGCCGCCGCUCGGACCGUCCGCUCGGCGGCAAGAUCCUGGAGGAGAUCACCGAAUCAUCUACACGGCCAAGCAGUGACUCGGACUCGCAAGGCGAAUCGCGCGGGCCGUCUCCGUCGGGGGAAGGCCGGCGUCUCGGCGGCUCCUCCCGCAAUGGGUCGUCGAGCGCCUUAGCCGGAGUCGGAGCAGCUCACCAGUUGGGAGAUGGUGGUUUGCGAAUCGGAGCGCGGAAGAACAAUGACGAGGAGCCGAACCCGCCGGAGUACUCGAACAGCCCGUCGUACGGUGAGCGCAGCCUCGGCGGAACAGGUAUGGACAUCAACACCAUGAACUAUGAGGACGACGAGUAUGGAAGUGGUGCCGGAGCCGGAAUUGGAACCCUGGGCAACAACCCGUUUCACCUCUCCAACCCCUCGCCCUCCUGGUCGUUCAGUCGAGUCACGACGGAUGCUCAUCAUUCCCUUUCACAGAUGACAGAGCUCCCGGGGAUGGGAUUUGACAACGACCACGACGACCUCCUCGGCGACGACGACAACGACAGCAACAAGGCCGUUGGCGGCGGCGACAUUAGCGAUUCCGAUAUCCGCAUGGCUUCCCUAGCUGAUAGUCCGUUCCAGGGCCCGGUAUACCCGAGCACCCCGCUAGACGAGAACGCUCCGACGCUUACCACGGAAUUCCCUCAACCGGACGCGGACGACGACGACGAGCUCCCUGUGGUGGAAUUGCAUGUCGGUGACGAGGAGCGACUCGACUGA
Molecule: messenger RNA, 6594 nt
Organism: Aspergillus mulundensis
Lineage: Eukaryota; Fungi; Ascomycota; Eurotiomycetes; Eurotiales; Aspergillaceae
Product: putative ubiquitin-specific protease UBP12
Exons: 5
Coding region: 1-6594 (2197 amino acids)
Biological process (GO): protein deubiquitination
Molecular function (GO): cysteine-type deubiquitinase activity
Source: RefSeq, a predicted model, not a curated record